GGUUUCUUAUCGCUUAUGGUGAAACUGAGCCAUUUGUAGCUGCCGCUGUCACUCCCCGCCUUGCUCCGACAAUGGUUGCCUCCAAGAAGACCAAGAAGACCCAUGAGAGCAUUAACAACAGAUUGGCUCUCGUUAUGAAAAGUGGGAAAUACACUUUGGGUUACAAAACUGUUCUCAAAUCUCUCAGAAGCUCCAAAGGUAAGUUGAUCAUCAUUGCCAACAACUGCCCUCCUCUUAGGAAGUCAGAGAUCGAGUAUUAUGCCAUGUUGUGCAAGGUUGGAGUUCAUCACUACAAUGGAAACAACGUAGAUUUGGGCACUGCUUGCGGUAAAUAUUUCAGGGUGUGCUGCCUCAGCAUUAUUGAUCCUGGUGACUCUGAUAUCAUUAAGAGCAUGCCUGGUGAUCACUAAGUUAAUGAGGAUAGCAUAUCCUCAUGUUUUGUUUUGAUUUAGCUUCUAAUUAUUGUUAGUUUGAAACAUUGACGUUAAACGGAACUUCACUUUCGUUGUUUCCAUCUGGAUAUUUGGCCUAUGUUCUGGAGAUUUUGUAUUAUUGUUUUG
Molecule: messenger RNA, 560 nt
Organism: Hibiscus syriacus
Lineage: Eukaryota; Viridiplantae; Streptophyta; Magnoliopsida; Malvales; Malvaceae
Product: 60S ribosomal protein L30-like
Exons: 5
Coding region: 72-410 (112 amino acids)
Cellular component (GO): cytosolic large ribosomal subunit
Molecular function (GO): structural constituent of ribosome; RNA binding
Source: RefSeq, a predicted model, not a curated record